Dictyostelium purpureum is the source of this 360-nucleotide messenger RNA. RefSeq lists its product as uncharacterized. The record is from RefSeq and is a predicted model, not a curated record. Gene Ontology annotation, biological process: protein import into nucleus. The transcript has 5 exons. The annotation marks the transcript as partial. Gene Ontology annotation, cellular component: nuclear pore central transport channel. Lineage: Eukaryota; Evosea; Eumycetozoa; Dictyosteliales; Dictyosteliaceae.
GGUAAAGCUUUUGCUGAACAUUAUUACCGUAUUUUCGAUAACAAUCGUUCUUCCUUAAAUACCAUUUAUCAACCACAAAGUAUUUUAACUUGGGAAGGCAAAGUAUUCCAAGGUCAACAAGCCAUCUGUACCUAUAUUAAUGAACUUCCAUUCCAAAAAGUUGAAAGAAAAAUCCAAUCAAUUGAUUCACAACCAACCAUCAUUCCAAACUUCCAACCAGGUGUUUUAGUUACAAUUACUGGUACUUUAGUUAUUGAUGGUGAACCAAAACCAUUAAAAUAUGUUCAAGUUUUCAAUCUUCUUCCAAAUCAAGGUUCAUAUUUAUUAUUAAAUGACUUCUUCAGAUUCUCAUUAGAUUAA